UGCACGGCAAUAGAGUGGAGCGGACGCUUCGUCGGUCGUCGGGGCCGUCGAGCGAAUCGGAGCAACGUCUGGCAACGCGAUCGCGCUUAUCAGUCGCGGCGAAUCGGCCGCGAUAACGCGCUCGCGAAACGUCGAGAUGUGCCAGCAUGUCCGAGGACGACGCGCAGGAAGCAGCCAGCGAGGAGAUCGAGAGACAGGGGUCUCUUUACGUGUUCCCGAGUGCGGGUCGUCCCAGCUGCGCGACGACGUCAUCGUCGUCGUCGUCGAUCUCGACGGCGCCUCUCCAGCCGCCUCCGCUGCCGUUCCUCCACGGUGGCUCGACCACGGCGAGCGCGACGGUGACGACCAGCGUCACGACGACGAUGACGAGCACGUCGAAAAACAGCAACGGCGACGAGGACGAGGACGCAGUAGAGGAAGUCAGCUCACCGGCCCGGAGGAAAGCCCUCUCGAGAACGCACGCGAGAUCGGCGAGUCACGGUGGUGUUUUGGCGGAUGGCACGACCGGAUGGCAGACCUACGGGUCCUUCCUGGGCCCGCUGACGGCGGUGGGAAGCGCCACGUCCGCGGGUCGGCCGUCGGCGCUGAAGAAGCCGGGUCACCAGAGAGCCUUCAGUCAGGGUCAGGUGGCGGACGUGACGCAGGGCCAAUCAGCCGUAACGGGACAUCACCGUGUCGGCUCCAGAACGGACUUUAUCCUGCCGCCAGGCCACAGGGAGGAUGGCAGGCCGCCCACUGCCGGCAGGAUGCCUUCCUUUCGCGGUCAUUCCCGACAGGCGUCCAGAUCGGAAUCUAUCUAUACGAUAAGACGUAGCGUCGCGCCUCCAUGGUGGAGGAGAUUAUGGGCCCAUUGUUUCGGCCCGCUGCCAGAGGAACCCCGUUUACGAACAAUAGUGCCGAAUCACUUAGUCCCGCCGAAGACUCCGAAGAGUCAGCAUCCCAACGGGAGUAGGAAGGACAACAGGGUACGUACAACGAAGUACACGGCGCUGAGCUUCCUACCUCGUAACCUGCUAGAGCAGUUCCACCGUGUGGCCAACCUGUACUUCAUCUUCAUCGUGCUGCUUAAUUGGGUACCGGCCAUAAACGCGUUCGGCAAGGAGGUCGCGAUGAUCCCCGUGGUAUUCGUUCUGGGUGUCACGGCGCUUAAGGACUUCUUCGAAGAUCGCCGGCGACUCGCCAGUGACCGGCGUGUGAACAAUUCCACCUGUCGCGUCUACGUUAGCGAGGGCGACAGAUACAUGAAGGUAGCGUGGAAGGAUGUCAAGGUGGGUGACCUGGUUCACCUCUCGAACAACGAACUGGUACCGGCCGAUCUCCUGCUUCUGCGAAGCAGCGAUCCUCAGGGAUUAGCUUACCUCGACACGUGCAAUCUCGACGGCGAGACGAAUCUGAAGCAGCGCCAGGUUGUCCGGGGUUUUCUCGAUCUGCAGGAUACCUUCCAGCCUUCCAAGUUCCGAUCGGUAGUCGAGGUCGAUCAGCCAAGCACUAGAAUAUAUAGGUUUCAUGGCGCCGUGGUGCACCAAAACGGUGGCAGGGUGCCCGUAUCCACGGAAAAUCUUUUACUCAGGGAAUGCGUCUUAAAAAACACCGACUUCGUCGAGGGUAUAGUCAUAUACGCCGGCCACGAGACCAAAGCGUUGCUGAACAACGGCGGACCCAGGUACAAGCGUUCUCGUCUGGAGAGAUACAUGAACAGAGACGUGAAAUGGUGCGUGGUGAUACUGCUGAUACUGUGCGUGAUCGGCGCGUUCGGCUGCCGAUUCUGGCUGUCCGCGUACACGGGUCUGCCGAUGGUGCCGUUCUUGCCGGUGAUGCAGGAGCCAAUUUAUGAGAGCUUAUUAACGUUCCUAACGUUCGUCAUAAUAUUCCAAGUGAUGAUACCGCUGAGCCUGUACGUGACGAUCGAGAUGGCUAAGGUGGGACAGGUGUACCACAUCGGCCACGACCCGGCCCUCCACGACACGGAAACCGGCCGUAAGGCGGAAUGCCGCGCGCUGAAUAUCACGGAGGAGCUAGGCCAAGUACAGUACGUUUUUUCUGACAAGACUGGCACUCUUACGGAGAACAAAAUGCUAUUUAGGAGAUGCGUGGUAGGCGGUCAGGAUUAUUCGCACAUGGGCGACAACGAGAAUCUGCUUCCGUGUUCGCGACUUAAGGAGGAUCUGCUCAUAGGUUCAUUUCGACAUUGCUUACAGGAGUUUCUUAUUGUCUUAGCCACGUGCAACACGGUUGUUGUAAAUUCUCAACCGCAUCACGAUAAUAUGAACUCUAGCGGGGUCAUCGAGGAACCUCAAAAAAAUGGAACUGGUCCUACGAGAAUAACGGAAACAGACACGAGCUCAUUUCCGACCAUAAAUUCUCCACCGGUACCGCUGUCUCCGAGCAACAGAGCUGUUCACACUUUGUCUUCAGUAUCACCAGUAAUUACCACGGCAAACACAUUCGAUGAUAAUUCGAAAUUCCUGUUUAAAAUUUCCAGGCCAAAGUUGCUGAACGUAACGUCGAUACCGAGUCUGGGCAUCGGACUGCUGGGACGGAAGUUUUCACCGGAGGGACAGAAGGGACGCAGCCCUGACGCGAAGAACGGCGACGAGUUGCUGCAGAGUCCGGCGAUCUACGAGGCGGAGAGCCCGGACGAGCUGGCGCUGGUGAACGCGGCACGCGCUUACGACAUCAAGCUGGUGAAACGGACGCCCCGCAGCGCGAUCAUAUCCUUCCCGGACAAGUCGACGCUCGCGUUCGAGAUACUUCAUGUGCUGCCGUUUGACUCGAACAGGAAAUGCAUGUCGGUGCUGCUCAGACAUCCUCACACCGGCGAGAUAGUGCUGUACAGCAAAGGUGCCGACACGACGAUGCUGCCGGCGCUCUCGUCGAGCGACGAGAACACCGUCGCCUCGGCGAGCAUCCGACAGUACCUGCAAUCGUACGCGCGUCAGGGUCUACGCACGCUGGUGAUGGCGAAGAGAACGCUGACGGCGCAGGAGUACGAGACGUGGCGACAGAAGCACAACGAGGUGGAGCUGGCGACGGAGAACCGCGAGCGUCGCAUACGCGACUCGUACGCGACGUUGGAGUCGCACUUGACGUUACUGGGUGCGACCGGUAUCGAGGACAAGCUCCAGGCCGGCGUGCCCGAGACAAUGGCCGCCCUGGUCGCCGCCGGGAUCGUCGUGUGGGUUCUGACAGGGGACAAGCCGGAGACCGCGGUGAACGUGGCGUACUCGGCGCAGCUCUUCUCGCCGGCCAUGCAGCUGCUACAGCUGGAGGCGAGAUCGAAAUCCGUAGCGGAGGCGCUUAUACACGGCUAUCUGGAGUCGGCGCGCAAAGAGAGCGUGAACAACGGCCAGCCGGGUAUGAUGGGUAUCGCGGAUCCCGCCGGCAUAUACAACCGUGAUUCCGCCGAGAGAGACGCGCAUAGGAUCGGCAGCCCAUGGCCGCGGCAACGCGCGCUCGUCGUGGACGGCAAGACGUUGACCGUGAUCCUGGAUUCGCGAUCGGGCCUGACCGGCCCGUUCCUCGAACUCACAAAAAUGUGCUCCAGCGUGCUAGCCUGCCGCGCCACGCCGUUGCAAAAGGCAUACAUAGUCCGCAUCGUUAAGAAACAAUUGGGAAUGAGAACGUUGGCAAUUGGCGACGGCGCGAAUGACGUUAGCAUGAUACAGACCGCCGACGUGGGCGUCGGUAUAUCGGGGCGAGAGGGCACGCAAGCGGUAAUGGCAGCGGAUUUCGCGAUUUCCCGAUUUCCCAUGCUCAGCCGGCUCCUCCUUCUACACGGGCACUGGUGUUACGACCGUCUCGCCCGAAUGAUUUUAUACUUCUUUUACAAGAACGCGACAUUUGUCUUCCUCAUAUUCUGGUUUCAGAUAUUUUGCGGCUUUUCCGGUUCCGUAAUGAUAGACCAAAUAUAUUUAAUGCUAUACAACUUGCUGUUCACUUCGCUGCCGCCUCUCGCCUUGGGCGUUUACGAUCGAGUCGCCAAGGCCCGCGUGUUACUUUCAGCGCCGGAAUUAUACACGAGGGGACGUCUGGGAUUGGUGUACCAGUCACACUCGUUUUGGCUCACGAUCAUGGACGCCCUUUACCAAAGUGUUGUCAUAUUUUUUAUUACCAAAGAGGUUUAUGACGAUUCGAUUAUUGAUAUAUGGGAAUUCGGGACGACUAUUAUGUCGGCGUGUAUCGUCGUCAUGCUAGCUCACGCUGCUAUAGAAACUAGAUCUUGGACUAUAAUCCAUAUCGGUGCCAUCUUCGGUUCCUUGGGCAUUUUCUUCGGAUUUUGCUUGUUCUACAAUGCUGUUUGCGUCAAUUGUAUGGGCCUACCUGGGUCCUUUUGGAUAAUGGAAAUGGCCUUCACACAUAUCACAUACUGGUUAACAGUGGGACUUACUUCUGUUCUUGCCUUAAUGCCUAGGUUAGUGUACAAGGCGAUACAGACCACUAUCGCACCAGAUGCUAUGCACAUGGUCUCGCGGCGGAUCGCCACGAAAAGCGGCAGUCAAAUUCGUCGGCAGCGUAUUAACAGUCAAAGAGGCGAAGUCAACUUCAUCGCUGGAUGGUCGCGCUCCUCGCAGCACGCUACUAUCAGACCCGGUAGCUACAGAAGCAAAAGCAACGCUCUCACGACUAUCGUCGCGUGACAGAUACGCGUAAUCAGAGUGAAAUGAAGCCUGUCCAUUUCAUUAACUCGGAAAACUGACCAAUCACCGAAAAAGGGGGAACGGCUUUUUGCUACCCCGAUCCUCGGGAAAAGUCGGCAAAGUCUCUUCGCCGAUUAGGGAAGAAUCUUCGGACCUCUUCAAGCCGUUUGCAUUGACAAUCUUGUCUAAUAACUAAUUGUAUUAAUUAUUUCUGGUGAGCGAUUCCCUAUCCCCCUGUAAAUCAUCGUAGUUGAAGCUCUAAUGAUGUAGAUACGAAAGGAAAGCUGGUUUAACCAUGGUUGGUGCUAUUGAGCGUGAAAAUUCGCGUUUGUUACUAUCGAAUUAUGCAAUAUAGAUUACUGAAAGAGCGUCAAAAGUCGUUUGUCGUUCGAGAUGCAAUGCGCGUCAUCGCUUGCCCAUAAUAGGGACGUCCUCGUUGCCGAUAUCGCGAUAACGCUAACAUUACAUUGCCAUUUUCGAAUUCGAAUUAUCGCGGCUGAUUUAAAAUCGAGUGGCCUUAAAUCUCAGAUCGUUCAUUGCAUUUAAUGGCUGUGAUUUCUAGGGACCAAGACUGUGCGUUGUAACUGCAUUGAAUCAGGCAGGCCGGAUUCGAGUGAAAGUCUAUAUGCUGCGCUACUUCAAGUAUUUCCCCUUUAAUAUUUUUUUUUUUCGCGACCUAGAACUUCACUCGAAACACGUACGUCUGCGACUUCUUACUUUCGAGCAGACCGUAUUCGAGAAGACCAACGUUAGAGACGGACGGACAUAAUAUGCCGAGUUCUAGUUUGUCCAAUGUCGAAAAUAAGUGUACAAAGAUGUUGUAAAAAGAGUGCAAAGUAUAUUGUGUAUAUAAAACGAGAUAUUUCGCGAGAUGUAUUUUAUAACCACUGAGAGAGAAAUAGAUUUUAUAUAUAUUAAAUCAAUUUAUUUUUUAAGUAAGUUUUUAGUUAUAUCAUUUUAAACGUCGUGUCAUUCGUAAAAUGAAUAGCAGCAGGAAGCGGGCGCGGAUGCUUAAAGAGCCGUGACCGCGCGCCGAGUUUCUCCUAUUUCCGGUCGAUCUGUGAAGAUCAACGGAACGCCUCGUAUAAAUUAUGACGUAAAGAUACACGAGCUUUGUUAUAUCUACUGUUGUGUUACUCUACCUGUUGUAAUAUCAGAGAAAAUAUUAACGAUAUAACAAUUUAGAAAUUUUAAUUUGGAUAAUGCAUAUUGAAUGUUAUAACGAUAACACGCUGCCCGUGCUAUCUGGUAUUUUGAUAAUGAACGGAUUAUUGUUGUGUGCGUUUACCGAUGUAAGGAGAAUAUUAAAAAGAAGAGAAAUAUCAACCGUCAA
This is a messenger RNA of Wasmannia auropunctata (little fire ant), 5970 nucleotides long. RefSeq names its product probable phospholipid-transporting ATPase VD. The transcript has 18 exons. Lineage: Eukaryota; Metazoa; Arthropoda; Insecta; Hymenoptera; Formicidae. Bases 147 to 4637 code for a protein of 1496 amino acids. Gene Ontology annotation, molecular function: ATPase-coupled intramembrane lipid carrier activity; ATP binding; ATP hydrolysis activity. Gene Ontology annotation, biological process: phospholipid translocation. Gene Ontology annotation, cellular component: plasma membrane. The record is from RefSeq and is a predicted model, not a curated record.